AAGAGAGAUAUUAUAUGUAAUUAAUAUAUAUAUAAUUAAUUAUAUGUAAUUUUAUAAUUAUUUUUUUUAAAAAAAUAUUAGAGGAUAUUUAAGUAUAUUUUGAAAAAUAAAAUAAAAUAAAUAUAAUAAAUAAUAUGGAAUUAGUCUUUGUUAAGCUGUGUUUUAACCGACCUGCCAUUUGGCGGCACGCAAGGAAGCUACCUUUUCUUUCCGUAAAGCCACCCAACCUGGAAACACAAAGAUGUACCUUUCCCGACCAUCUCCAUAGAUUGGUGGGUGCAUCGUGGGUGUUUGGUUUAAUGGGCAUAACAUUUCAUGUCAAAGUGCUAAAAUAAAAUAAAAUAAACUAUUGUUUUCCCCUUAAUUUGAGAAUGUGAGCGGUGAUGGAAGCCCUCCGUUCCGUUCGAAACGGGGACGAAGAGGCGCGAUAAUAGAAGAAGGACACCGUGACAGCUCGAGUCCUCCGUUCCCCGGUGUGCUCCUAAGCGCUUCCUUGCCCAUCUCGCGGGAGAUUUGGUACUUCCGGUGGGGAUUCGGGCCAACCGGAGAUGGACCGCCGAGGCCAUUCGAGGAGGAGCUCGUCGUUCAGUAGCUCGCCGGCGAGGAAAAAGCAGCCAGAGAUCGGGAACACCGGUUGGAAGGCGCCCAUCCCUCGUUCUCUGUGCGCUCCCUCUAUUGCCUGCCUUGAUUCAAUCGGUUUCUACUUACAUUUUGUUUCUCGCAAAAAAUGAAUAUUCUUGUAAUGUUUGUGUCAAAUUUCUCCGAUCGGUGGGUGGAACAGAAUGAUGUUUUCUUCGAUCAAUCAUUUCGUUGUUCUAAUCGUAUGCCUCUACUUCUAAACGAAUGCAUAGAAUCGCAUCAAGCUCUUGAAGAAGAUGAUUGUUGCGGAAAUUUUUGGUCAAAACUUCUAAUUCUUAUCCUACUCUUUAUCUGUUGUACUGCUAAAUCAAGAUGUUCGCUGAUGAUCAUGAUGCUUAUGUUGUGAAUAAAGCAGGUAAUGUGAAGUACGUUCUUAAAAUUUUGGUAGGAGACUUUUAGAUUUGUAACUCACCUUGAAAUUGAUGACAUGAGAUUAAUCAUAUCGUCAGUUUCCUUGCUGACCUAUGGGAUGGUUACAUUUGAUGUGAUAAUUCAGUACUUUUAUACAGCUCCUGUUUCUUCUGGAAGCAGGAGUUUGAGUGGUGACAGAACCGUGAAGAGGCUACGAUUGUCGAAAGCGUUGACAAUGCCUGACAGUACAACGGUGCUGGAGGCUUGCCGACGGAUGGCUGCUUGUAGGGUUGACGCUGCAUUGCUGACUGACUCAAAUGCUUUGCUCUGUGGAAUCCUCACAGACAAGCAACCAGAGUCAUUGCCAGUGAGUUGGUGCUUCAGGAUACACCAGUUUCGAAAGUGAUGACAAGAAAUCCCAUUUUUGUUCUUUCUGACAUGCUCGCAGAGGAAGCAUUGCAGAAGAUGGUCCUCGGCAAGUUUAGACAUUUACCUGUCGUUGAGAAUGGUGAAGUAAUCGCUUUGCUUGACAUUGCAAAGUGUCUAUAUGAUGCUAUUGCACGACUGGAGAGAACAGCUGAGAAGGGAAAAGCUAUUCAAGUCACCGUGGAAGGGGUGGAGAAGAACUGGGGAACAUCUAUAUCUGGGCCUGGUACAUUUAUUGAAGCUCUUCGAGAGCGAGUAUUUCAGCCAUCAUUGUCAACAAUUGUUCAAGGGAACUCAAAGCAUCUUACAGUUUCACCAACUGAGUCAGUUUUAGCUACCACCAAGAAGAUGGUUGAAUUUCAAAUGAGCUCUGCAAUUGUAACCAGUGGAAAUAAGCCACUUGGAAUACUGACUUCAAGAGAUAUUCUGAUGCGUGUAGCUGCAAAAAAUCUUUCACCAGAUACAACUGCCGUGGAGAAGGUCAUGACACCAAAUCCUGAUUGUCGAGGCAUCGAUACCUCGAUCCUUGAUGCUCUUCACACUAUGCGAGCUGGAAAAUUUUUACAUCUUCCUCUUACAGACAGAAAUGGUAAUGUUGUGGCAGUCAUUGAUGUACUUCAUAUCAUGCAUGCUGCAUUAGCCACGUUUGAAAGCACUUCUGCUGUUGGAAAUGAGGCUGCAAUUUCCGUAAUGCAAAAGUUCUGGGGUUCUGCAAUGGCCACAGGACCUUUGGAGGAAGAUGAUAAUACAAGGAGUGAAGGAUCUACAAAACUGACUUCUGAGGUUACUGACAUGGUGGGCUCUUCUUACCCUUCUUCGAACCUACCUGAUAUGUUUUCUUUUAAGCUCGAGGAUAACAAGGGCAGGAUGCAUAGGUUCCAUUGUGAAACACAGAGUUUGACAUACCUCAUCACUUCCAUCCUUGAGAGGGUGGGCGACGACAUCAACAAGAAUCAUUUGGCACAGAUUCUGUAUGAAGAUGAGGAUGGUGACAAGGUCAUCCUUGCAUCCGACAGUGACCUAGCUGAAGCUGUGGACCAUGCAAGACUUGCUGGCUGGAAGGGAUUGAGGUUACACUUGGAUUACUCCGGCACAGGAGGUGGGAAGAAAGGUGGAGGAUCAAGAAGAAUGGACUUGUUAAACAUGGAUGCCUGGGCAGCGGCAUACAACAUGGUUGCAGCAGGAGCUGCAGUCAUGGCUGGCCUGGGUAUGAUGGCUUACUUGAAGAGAUUCGGGUCAUAAACCACAUCACCAAGCCAAGGAAUUCCAAGCAGGGAAGAAGGUGAAACCAGGCAACGCUGGUGUAAAAACAACCUUUGGUCGAAGCCAUCACCAACCAACCCAAUUUUGACUUUGGAUCUCUCUCUCUCUCUUUCUCUCUUUCUCCCCGUAAUUUCCUUUGACAUCUGCCGAACAAGUGUCGAUCAGAAGUAGGAAACGUUUUCCUUGGUAUCCUGGUGACAGCAUAAUGUUCUGCCUAUUGUCGAGUGCUUGUCGCUCUCAUUGUAAAAUAUUUGUGGCGCCCCUUCUGGAUCAAGUGGGCAUCGUUGUUAGCCAUGUUAUCAAGAACGUGGAUGGCUCCACUGUCUCUGGCCGUCUCCCUCGUGUUGUUGUUGCCUUUGUGUUCUUGGAAGGCACCUGUGGUGUUUUCGUUGAUAUUUCUGUUUUGUGGACUCCCAUUAAUACAUAGUCUUUUAUGGGGACGUAUA
Musa acuminata AAA Group (dessert banana) is the source of this 3125-nucleotide messenger RNA. RefSeq names its product CBS domain-containing protein CBSCBSPB5-like. NCBI's taxonomy places the organism in Eukaryota, Viridiplantae, Streptophyta, Magnoliopsida, Zingiberales, Musaceae. Bases 1396 to 2658 code for a protein of 420 amino acids. The record is from RefSeq and is a predicted model, not a curated record. The transcript is spliced from 13 exons. Gene Ontology annotation, molecular function: protein binding.